This is a messenger RNA of Canariomyces notabilis, 2030 nucleotides long. RefSeq lists its product as uncharacterized. Lineage: Eukaryota; Fungi; Ascomycota; Sordariomycetes; Sordariales; Chaetomiaceae. The record is from RefSeq and is a predicted model, not a curated record. The transcript is spliced from 3 exons. Bases 286 to 1815 code for a protein of 509 amino acids.
AUCCAGGACUCGAACCGAGGUUAGCAUCGGCUUCGACUGCGUCACUUGUACGCGUUUGUUGAUGAAAUUAUUGCGCACAUAUCCGGCUUUGAACUGACAGGCGGAACCUUAUUGCUCAAAAGCAUUUUGGCGAGCUGCUGUGCUCCUGCAUACGCCUGAUGCUGGCUUCGGAGUCAGAAGACGAAGACAGGUUCGCACUGCGCAGGUUCCCAGGUUCGCAGGUUUGAUCCAAGACUACUGCAGCAGCAGCAUCUUUCUCACACGUUGCACGACGGCAGCAUUCCCAUGUCGUCGUCAUCGCAUCAGGCUCACCGACCUGAUGGGUCUCGGGGACGCACAACAAGAUGGGAUGAAGGCAUCCCCCCGAUGCUCCGGCCGCUGGUGCGCGCCUAUCUCCUUGGCUAUGUGUCCAGCGUAGCACCAAGGCUGCUGACGUUGUUGCUUCAACACCUCACGCGGCGCAAGCUCAAGAGGCAGGCCCAGGAGCCAGCAACGACACCGGCUGGCGCACAGCCGCAGAAAAACGGCGAGCCGUUUCUGGAAGCACUGCAGCGCAUCCUCCGAGGGGGGCUUGAUUGGCAGCGCUUCCCCACAUUUUGUGCCGUCCUUGUCGGCGGCAGCACGCUGCUCGAGCGCCCGUUUAGUGUCGUGUUCAGCCAGCUAGCAAACAACCUCUCCGAGAUCGCCCGGCGGAGGCUCUCCCGCUGGUGCGCCUCGUUCACCGCCGCAUGGUUGAGUCUCCGCUUGCUUCAGUCCAAGCAGACCCCGAGCUUCACCGACACGCUCCCCUCCGCCAAUGGCACCCCGCCCAAAACCAUCCACUAUGCGGGACGGACCCUAGACCUGACUUUCUUCGCCGUGACCCGCGCGCUGGACGUGAUUGGCGGCGAGCUCUGGCACAGACGCAGACUGCGCCGGCGACGACAAGUUCCGCAAAAUCCCGGAUGGAGCUCUCUGGAAUCCGCCGUCUCCCGCCUUACUGACCCAGCCAUAUUCGCCCUCUCCAGCGGCUUGAUCAUGUGGACCUGGAUCUAUCUUCCCUCACGCCUGCCGCGAGCCUACAACAAGUGGAUUGGCUCCGCCGCGGCGGUCGACGGCCGCCUGAUCGAGGCUCUCCGGCUGUGCCGCACCGGGAAGCUGCGCUAUGGCCUGGACACGGGCUGCGCCAACCUGCUAGGCUCUAUGUGCGCCGACUACGGCUGGCCGGAGGAGUGGGGAAACCCGGCCAAGUCGGUGCCUUUCCCCUGCGAGAUGGUGCACAUGGGGUGCGGUCCGUCGUGCGAGUACCACGCCGUCUCGCGCUUCGCCCGCUCCUUCCGCUGGGCCAUGGCCACGUACCUGCCGUUGAGUCUGCUGCUCGCGUUGGGACGGAGUUCCGACCACCGCCGCCUCCCAGCAGGCCUCCGCCGCGCGCUGCUCUCGGCCGCCCGCAGUUCCGCCUUCUUGGCGACCUUCAUAGCCCUCUUCUACUACGGCGUCUGUCUCGCCCGCACGAGAGUGGGACCCAGCGUGCUGGGCAAGGACGCGGCCGCCCGCGAGAAGAUUGAUGGCGGCUAUUGCAUUGCCUGCGGCUGCCUGCUCUGCGGCUGGAGCAUCCUCUUCGAGCACCCCGGCCGCAGGAAGGACUUGGCACUGUUUGUGGCGCCCAGGGCGCUGGCCACCCUCUUCCCCAGGCGCUAUGCCCUGGACAAGCAGUGGCGUGAGACGCUGGUGUUUGCGGCCAGCACGGCCUUGGUGUUUACCUGUGUGCGCGAGAACAGGGCACGGGUGAGAGGUGUCUUCGGCAGCGUCCUAGGCAGCGUUUUGCAGGCGUAGUACGGAUGGCAAGGAGCAAGGUCUAAUGACUUAAUGUGUAUUGUGUUAUUGUAUGCUACUGUAUUGUACGACGUUCUGCAUGAGAUGGAUUAUGGUAUGGUGUAAAGCGGCCACUACGGGGAUCGGGGACUCAGGGUUCGAAUGUAUACUUAGACCAACACUCCGCGAGUUGAGCUAGAUGGUCUUCCCUGUGAUACAGGUGUGGUUAUCAAAAC